AUGUCGACAUUCAAUCCACUCAAUGCAAUUCCUUCAGCAUUGAGAGAUAUCAAUUUGAACCCGUUGAAUCUAAAUUUGAAUCCGUUGAAUUUGAAUCUCAAUGAUUUGAAUCCACUUAAUUCCGAACGUAGAGACAGAGUUGCAAACUUUUUUCAACAUGGUUCCGAUGACUUUAAUAAUAGAGUACAUAAUGUAGUACAAAAUAUUAGAUCAAAUGAUUAUAAGAAAAAGAUGCACAAGGUGCUAACAAAAAUCAAGGACACCAAGGAGUAUAAAGCGACAUCGAUGGCCGACUACGAUGUAGUUUUCGAAUCGGUCGAUAUGUAUUCAAACUUGCAGUCGGAUCCAACGAUGGAGAGUGAUGAAAUCGAUCAGAUCAAAGACUUCAAGUCGUACAGACGUCGUGUCCAACAUUGGUUCAAGAAGGAGCGUAUCUCUACGUUGUUGUUCAUCCCACUACUCGGUAUUAUCAUUGCCGGUAUGGGUCUGCUAUGUGAUGAAACAUUGAACAAACUCAAUAUUCUACGUCUGCAGUUGAUGGGUGAAGACAAACCAGAGUACGGUCUGCGCAACGGUCUUAUCUAUGUUACCUAUUGUACGGUUCUUUCUUUUAUUUCGGUGUCUUGUAUCUCCUUUAUCAGUCCUUAUGCAGUGGGUUCGGGAAUUCCAGAGAUGAAAUCGAUUCUCUCGGGUAUCAAUCUCUCGAGAGUGCUCGGUUGGAAAACACUGCUUUCCAAGCUGAUAGGAAUGAUUGCUGCAACUGCCGCCGGUCUGACCAUCGGUAGAACCGGUCCUUUCAUGCACGCCUCGGCUAUUGUGGCACACCAAAUGAUGGAACUCAAGAUAUUCUCAAACAUCAAGAAGAAUCAGAUCGUAAAGUAUCAGAUGUUUAUCUGUGCGUUGGCCUCUGGUGUAGUCGCCAAUUUCGGUGCGCCAAUCGGUGGAUUGUUGUUCGCCAUUGAAAUCACAGCGACCAAUUGUAUCUUUGGUAAUCUAUGGAAAGGAUUCCUCUGUGCCACCACCACAACUAUCAUUUUCUACCUCACUAGACCGUUGGUAGGUAGCUAUGCCUUCUCUGUGUACACGGUCGACUCUAAAGAUCUGCCAUCAAAGUACUCACUGAUCGAUAUCUCACUGUUCAUUGCAAUCGGAAUUGUCUGUGGUUUGAUUGGUGCACUCUUUGUAUUCCUCUAUGAGAAGAUCGUCAGAUUCCGUUUGCGUUAUCCACUACUAAAGCAGUCGCGUAUCGGUCUGGUCGUUACCAUUGCCAUCCUCUCGUCGGCGAUCACCUACGCUUCAGGUCCACUCGCGCGUAUUCCAUUCUCUGCUGCGAUGAAGCAAUUCAUUGCUCAUCCAGACCAGGAGCCAGUUCCCUACUUGUUCCCGGCGGGCAAGACCGAUCCCUUCUGGAAUGGUGUCUACAAUCUGCUCGUCUAUAUCGGAUGCAAACUAUUCUUGACAGCAUUCAACAUCACCAUUCCAAUUCCUGGUGGUGCAAUCACACCUUUCAUUGUAACAGGUGCAGCCAUCGGUAGACUGCUCGGAAAGAUCUUCUUGCACUACAAGAUAUCCGAAGUAUCGGUAGUAGGUUUUGCUGUGAUUGCAUCGGCAGGACUUGUAUCUGGAACAACAAGAGCACUCUCACCAGCCAUCUUUGUACUUGAACUCACUGGACAGCUAUCACUUUUGAUGCCAGUAUUGAUUUGUUCGAUCACCUCAUCUGCAGUUGGUAACUUUUUCAACAAACCACUAUUUGACACUGCUCUCAAAAUUCAAGGUUUACCAUUCCUAUCUAGUUUUAGAAGUGAAAAAGUAUAUUCAAUGACAGCUAAACAAAUAAUGCAAACCAAUAUAAAUUACUUGGCUAUGAGCAGUACUGUUAAAGAGAUUAAAGAGUAUCUUGAAAAGUUUAAAUAUACUUAUAUUCCAGUUGUUGAUACAAAAGAUCAUAUGGUAUUAAUUGGUAUGGCAGAAAGAUCUAGUUUAAGAGAUUUAAUCGAUACACAUAUCAUUAUAGUUGAAGAGGAGUUGGAAAAGAUACACAGACACUCACCACACAUGGAUGGUGUCCAUAGAGAGGUUGGAUCUAUUAUAACCACCUCUGAACAACUACCAUCACAGGAGGAGAGUGAUAGUGAUGACGACAAACAACUCUUGAUACCUUCUAGUGACAGUAUCAACAACGACAAUGAUAAUGACAAUAGCACUGAAUACCAAAACAUUGAAUUGGCCGACAAUUCAUAUGAAUCAGAUCCAAAGAUUGAUCAAUAUUACAAUACAGAAGUCAUCAAAGAGAAAUAUUCAGAUGAUGAAAAUGAAGCUGAAGCUGUUAAUCAAGACGACGAAAGAAACGGUUUAAUUGAAAUGAAUAAUUUAGAUAACAAUAAUAAUAAUAACAAUGAGUCAACUCUAAGAAAGAGACAUAUAGAUAAUAAUAAUAAUAAUAAUGAAAAUAACAAUAUAAACAAUAUAAACAAUAAUAAUGAAAUAGGCUUGGAGAUGGAAGUAGAUGGAGCAGCUACACACAGGGGUGAAGCUAUAUGGUCAACUCAUAUGCUAGGUGACAUCAUCGAGAGUGGUGAGAGCGCCUUGUUGAUGGAUUUCGCACCCUCACAAAUACCAGAUGAAAUACCAAUGAACAAAGUAUUCCAUUUGUUCACAAUGCUAGGUCUUAGUUUUACCUAUGUUACAUCAAUGGGUAAAUUGGUUGGUGUAAUCACUAAAACAGAUUUGAUAGCAAAAGAAUUAUAA
Heterostelium album PN500 is the source of this 2751-nucleotide messenger RNA. RefSeq names its product chloride channel protein (gene clcE). Gene Ontology annotation, molecular function: voltage-gated chloride channel activity. The record is from RefSeq and is a predicted model, not a curated record. Gene Ontology annotation, biological process: transmembrane transport; chloride transport. The coding region runs from base 1 to 2751 and encodes 916 amino acids. Gene Ontology annotation, cellular component: membrane. NCBI's taxonomy places the organism in Eukaryota, Evosea, Eumycetozoa, Acytosteliales, Acytosteliaceae. The transcript has 4 exons.